AUGGAUCAGAACGACACCAUUACUGAGCGACUGCCCUCGAAUGCUGGCACGACCGACAAUCAAGCACGCAGGAGCGUGGCCAACAAAGGCCUUACUGGUGCUUCAGCGUUGACCCUCAAACAGUCCAUCUUUCCUGUCGCUUUAGUCACUGUGCUCUUCUUCCUAUGGGGCUUCGCAUAUGGUCUCCUCGACGUACUCAACGCCAAAUUUCAGACGUCUCUGAACAUCACCGCGGCUAAAGCUGGUGGUCUUCAAGGUUCUUACUUCGGCGCAUACUUUAUCGGCCCCUUAACAUACUCUGGCUGGAUCGUUCGGAAAUAUGGAUACCGGGUCACUUUCAUGACUGGUCUUUGCAUUUAUGGGGUUGGAGCUCUAAUGUUCUGGCCAUCGGCUGUCUACAAAUCGUUUCCCGGCUUCUGUGGCAGUCUGUUCAUCGUCGGCUCCGGUCUCUCCACACUCGAAACGUCAGCAAACCCAUAUAUUGCUACCUGCGGUCCCCCGAGACUCUCUGAGUUCCGUCUCGAGCUCUCCCAGUCCUUCCAGGCUGUGGGUUCUGUUGUCGCACCUCUAUUGGCGUCCCGAGUCUUUUUCAAGGACACCAGUUCGGACGAUUUGUCGAAAGUACAAUGGACAUAUGUCGGCAUUGCGGCAUUCGUGUUCCUCCUCGCUGUUGUCUUCUUCUUCAGCCCCCUUCCAGAAGUCACCGAUGCGGACAUGGCGCUUCAGGCUGAGCAGUGCGCAGACCUGACUGGCUACGAAGAAAAGCCUCUCGCCAAGCAAUACAAGCUGUUCUUCGGAGUUGCGGCACAAUUCACUUAUGUCGGCGCACAAGUCGCUGUGGCUUCUCAGUUCAUCAAAUACAGCCAAGAAUCAGCCGGCAUCAGUGCUUCUGCAGCAUCAGACAGAUAUGCCAUCGGCCAAUCACUGUUCGCCAUUGGACGAUUCGCCGCUGCAGGCCUGUUCAUGUUUGUCAAGCCUCGACUUGUCCUUCUGGUCUUCAUGACAGCUAUCAUGAUCUUCAUCUCAUGUGCUAUGGGAGUCAAAGGAGAAGCUGGUAUUGCUGUGCUCUCGUUGGUGCUCUUUUUCGAAUCGUGUAUAUUUCCCACGAUAUUUACGUUGAGCAUCCGAGGCUUAGGUCGUCAUACCAAGAGAGGCUCAUCUUUCAUCGUUGCCGCCGUCUCUGGUGGAGCCUUAUUCCCGGCCUUGACUGGACUUGCGGCUGACAACUUCGGCUCAUACCACUUGGCCAUGUGUGUACCAUUGUGUGGAUUCUUCAUCUCCUUCGUGUUCCCCAUCUACCUGAACACAUACUGCCGACAAGAACUUGACGGCUUCCGGGAGACCAAGAUUGGCUAUACCGACCAACGUCGUGGAACCAUCAUUGGUGACAUCAACGAUGCGCAGACAUUCGAGGAGAUGGACAAGAGGAGAUCAGUCAAUGUUGAGAAGGUGUGA
Molecule: messenger RNA, 1455 nt
Organism: Exophiala viscosa
Lineage: Eukaryota; Fungi; Ascomycota; Eurotiomycetes; Chaetothyriales; Herpotrichiellaceae
Product: MFS transporter
Exons: 1
Coding region: 1-1455 (484 amino acids)
Biological process (GO): transmembrane transport
Molecular function (GO): transmembrane transporter activity
Source: RefSeq, a predicted model, not a curated record